GCCGACCAGAACCUCAAAUUUUGUACUUCUAUGCUUUCAGUUUUUCUUUUGUAUAUAUCCAUUUACUUCUUUAGAUCUGUUAUAACUCUUUCCCGUUUCCUUUUUGGCUUUUCAAACAAUUUGAAGCUUUAACAAUUUUGAACAGGAGCAAUAUCCCAUGUAGAAUUUGGUUGCAAAGUGGAGUAACAAUCAGUACAUUUUUACCAAAUACCAUUUGUGGUGGCCGUACAAAAUAUGAAGAGUCGAGUCUCUGUUCAUUGUAGAAGUGAUUCACAGGGCGGCAAAGCUUCCUUUUCUUGGUCAAAAAUCAGCUUGAUUAGGCUUCUUUAAAGAUUGUCCAAGACCUGCAUGGAGAUAAUAGUAAUGGGAUGAGCAGGAAUCGAAUAGUGUGGUUGCUGUACAUAGUUGAUAUCAGAUCAUGACACCCCCCGCAAAUUAAGACCUGCCAUACAAAAAAGUUUCUUCUUUUCCAUAAAGUUUAUGACCUUGAAAUUUUUAUCAUCUUAAUUCUUAAUUAUCUACUCUAGGUUUGUUUUGUUUCUCUUUAACAGUCAUUGAUAUAUCACCUUUGUUUAUUUAUUUUUCUAUGCUAGAAAGGUACUGGUAUCAGGUCAGGCAGUCUUUAUUUUGGAAAAGCAAUCAGGUAGUCUCUUUGAAAACGAGGAAAUUUUCUUCUCUUUUUCUUCUUCAUACUUCUUAAACUUUCCUUGAAGAAAAUAAUCCCUUAUUUGAUGCAUAUAAAGGAUUUCAAGAGAUGUGAGGUUGAUGAAUAUAUAUUUGUAUAUGUGUAUACAUAAUAUUUAGUCACACAGGAGGAUUUUUUAUUUCUUUUAAUAUUAAAAUGUGUAAACCACUAAGACGAAGUAAGGCUUCUUUAGGCAGAUAACGAAAUUUCGAACUUAGGCACACCAUCUAAGAAAAAUUUUAUUUCUAGGGAAUAUAGACAGCUAUUCAUUGUUUUUUCCUUGUGAGAUAUUAUACUUCUUCCAUAUCAAUGAGUGCUUAUGCCCCACAUUUGGCUCCAUCACAGUGAACUUCUCCCUCAAUAAAUACCCUUCUAGGAGGCGUGUGUCCUCCACAAUUCUCCAUCUUUCCUUCAUUAAUUGCCUUCAUUUUCUUCACCAUUCUCAAUCCUUUUCUCAUGGAGACCACCAAUGGAACAUCUUUCAAUAACCAGAAGUUCACUAUUCCGGUGGUGAAUGAUGUUGAGCAACAAACAAGCAUGGAACUUGAAGCAAAAGACGACUUCAAUUACUCAAAACGAUCGCAAUGGCUACGAGCUGCAGUCCUAGGAGCCAACGAUGGACUUGUCUCCACUGCAUCACUGAUGAUGGGUGUUGGUGCAGUAAAACAAGACAUUAAGGCCAUGAUACUAACCGGUUUUGCAGGUCUGGUAGCCGGAGCUUGCAGCAUGGCCAUAGGUGAAUUUGUUUCUGUGUACUCACAGUUAGAUAUUGAGCUGGCGAAGAUGAAAAGGGACAAACAAAGAGGUGAAAAUAGAGAAACAGAAGAAGAAGAAGCUGGAAAAGAAGGAGAAAAGGAGUCUUUACCAAACCCUUUGCAAGCAGCUGCAGCCUCGGCUCUUUCAUUUUCAGUGGGGGCAAUGGUGCCAUUGCUAGCUGCAUCUUUUAUAAGGGAGUAUAAGGUGAGGUUAGGUGUAGUGAUUGGAGCAGUGACCUUGGCUUUGUUGGUGUUCGGAUGGUUGGGGGCUGUGUUAGGGAAGGCUCCAACCGUGAGGUCUGCAGUUAGGGUGUUGGUUGGCGGGUGGCUGGCCAUGGCUAUCACCUUCGGCUUAACCAAGUUGAUUGGAUCAAGUGGGCUUUGAACAUCCUUUUUCCAUGCCUUUUGGUCAAUGUGAGUCACAGAACUGUUACCAUGUUGUUUCUGUCUGCUAUAUUUUCCUAUGUUGAUACUUCCCAGGACGCAAUAUGUGCAUGGGAAGAUGGGUUGCUCUAUAUAUUGACAAUAUAUUUAGAAAGGGUACUUAAGUAGAAUUGUUCAUGUAAUAUCUAAGUAUCUCAAUUUAACUUAAAUAAGUAUAUAAAUAACUUCUCUGUAAAAUGAUGAUUUCGUGUAAAUUUUAGAUUAAACAAAUUCCA
Theobroma umbraticum is the source of this 2099-nucleotide messenger RNA. Its product is annotated as vacuolar iron transporter homolog 4-like. NCBI's taxonomy places the organism in Eukaryota, Viridiplantae, Streptophyta, Magnoliopsida, Malvales, Malvaceae. The record is from RefSeq and is a predicted model, not a curated record. Gene Ontology annotation, molecular function: manganese ion transmembrane transporter activity. Gene Ontology annotation, biological process: intracellular manganese ion homeostasis.